Messenger RNA from Brachypodium distachyon (stiff brome), 634 nucleotides. Its product is annotated as proteinase inhibitor PSI-1.2. The record is from RefSeq and is a predicted model, not a curated record. Lineage: Eukaryota; Viridiplantae; Streptophyta; Magnoliopsida; Poales; Poaceae. The transcript has 2 exons. Bases 92 to 331 code for a protein of 79 amino acids. Gene Ontology annotation, molecular function: serine-type endopeptidase inhibitor activity.
CUCAAGAGUAUACGUAGAGACUUGGCCUAGCUUGCCUGCGUUGUUCCUGAUCGAAUACAGAACCACCACAGUGCAGAGACAGACAUCAGACAUGGCUGCCUCCAGAUUCCACAUCGCCUGCGCUCUCCUCCUCUUUGGUGCUGUGCUACUGGGGCAAGACGGGAAGGCCGGCAUGGAGGCAGUGGCUUGCCCUCAGUACUGUCUGGAAGUGGAGUACACGACCUGCCCGUCCUCCGGAUCCGAGAAGCUCCCGGCGAGGUGCAACUGCUGCAUGGCGCCCAAAGGAUGCACGCUUCAUCUCUCCGAUGGGACCAAGCAAACUUGCCGUUGAGCCCAAGUUAUGUAACUUCUGCCUGUAGACUACUGCCUCUAGCUAGUCAAGGCAGUAACCUAUCUGAACAAACCUGCUGGUUUGUCAAAUAAAGCAUGGCAUGCAAGUAAUUAUGACAUAUAGGAGUAAUCAAGAACGGGCAUACAGUUAUUACCUUCCGGCGGCUUCCAUAUUUUCAGUGUGUAUGUUCUUCCUUGCUGAUUAGGUUCCCAAGAGUAGACUGGUUUCUAAUUCCGGUUUCGGAAAUAUUUCGGCCACGACUGAAAUCACUGAAAUUUAGUGAAUUUUAGUAAUUUCGGUUUU